AUGGAUUUUAUUAAUACUCCACAAAUCUUAAUAACCGAGUCAAGAGAUCCUAAAAUAAUUACAGGGCUAAGAUUAUGUCCAGGAUAUAUUGGAGUGAGUGAGGGCGAUGUUGAUUCCAACACAAUUAAUACAGGUGGUCGAAAAUUAUUUGAUUUUACGGUGGAAGGCAAGUUUAUCAAGUCUUAUGGCGCGGAAUAUUUGGAUGGUGAUAUCGAGAGUGCCAAGAACAGUAAUAUAAUAUCAAUUAAAAAUUAUAAUUCGUCGAGUUUUAAAAAAGAUCGUAACAAUUGUAUGAUGUUCAGACCAGAGGAUAGUAUGAAUUAUGAAUAUAAUCAAGAUGAUCCAUCUAAAAUAAUCAAAUCUUUCCUUAAAUUUAACAUCAAGCCGUCUUCGUCAAAUUCAGCGCCAGCUCCACCAUUUUUUUCCGUGAACAUAGAUAGACUCAAUGUUAACAACCUUAUUUAUAGAUUGACAAAAAACUUAACAACAGAACUUGAUGACAACGAACCAUCUUUACAAUAUAAUGUAAAUACCAUAUUGAAAAAUCAAAAAACUAUCCUAGAAUAUUAUACUAUUAUCCAUAAAAGAUUUUCAACAACUCUAUUGGGUCAAAUAGGGAGCACCAAACCUAACAGACUUUCAUUGGAAGUUAAAACAAAUUCAAUCAGUCUACCAUUAUCCUCCUCGGCAUCGAAUAAUGUCCUAGCCGAAUUUGUAUUGUUACCUUCACAGUUUCUUCGAUUUGAAAAUGAAAAAUACGAAUACCAAGCAAAACGUUACAUUAGUUCGGCCGGAAUACCAUUAGGUGAAGAGAUUGACGACAGGCCGCAAAAUGCGAGUUUAGAAGAUAGAUUACAAAUAUUGGAAUACCUAUUAAAAGAUUAUUAUCUGGAUAGUUAUUAUCUAGAGAAAUUGAAACAAACAAAAUUGAAAUAUAAUAAGGCUGAACAAAAAUUUACAGAGUUAGAAGAAUUGUAUGAGAAACAAGCAUGUUUAAAUAAUGUUGGUGAUGAGGAUGAAGGCGACGAGAAUAAUACACGGAACAAUGGAAGAAGAAGAUGUGGUUUAUGGCAAGGCCUUUAUAGGGUUAGUUUUAAUAACGAUAAUCAAAGUGAUAAUAAUAUUGAAGAAGCUGGUGGCAGUGACAGUGGUAAUGAAUUUGAAAAAAUUGGGAUUACACUUGAAAAAUAA
Molecule: messenger RNA, 1191 nt
Organism: Entrophospora sp. SA101
Lineage: Eukaryota; Fungi; Glomeromycota; Glomeromycetes; Entrophosporales; Entrophosporaceae
Source: the annotation of a GenBank genome assembly